AUGGAUCCCGUGGAGGACAGGCAUCAUGGCUCAGAUGCAUCAAGCAGUGGAGAUACUGUGAAUGUCGAGGUCACCAACUACGAAAAGACAGAACUAGGCCAAGCACCGUUACCGCUCGCCCCUGCUCCAGCGCCUGCAGUACCGAUCAACGAGAAGGGAUCCGAGAGCAAGAAAGAGAAGAAACAGAAGAAGAAGGACAAGAAAAACAAGAAGAGCAAGGAUGAGGAGAAAGACAAGGAUAGCGACGAUGAGGGCGAGGAUCCUUUUGCUCAUCUACCCGCGCACGAGAAAGCCGUCCUGAAGCGUCAACUGGAUAUCCCGGCCGUGAAGGUCACUUAUCUCAUGCUGUUCCGCUAUGCAACAACCAACGACAAGAUUCUUAUAGUGAUCAGUGCACUUGCAUCCAUCAUUGGAGGCGCUUUACUGCCUCUAAUGACAAUUGUAUUUGGAGGGUUGACGACCACUUUCAAGGAUUUCUUCCGAGAACAAAUUACCAAAGCCCAUUUUCAUCACGAGUUGUCGAGAUACAGUCUUUACUUCCUGUACCUGGCUAUUGGAGAAUUUGUCUUUGUUUACAUCGCCACGGCUGGAUUCCUCUAUACUGGCGAGCACGUCUCUGGCAAGAUUCGCGAGCACUUUUUGAAGGCUAUUCUUCGCCAGAAUAUCGCUUUCUUUGAUCAACUCGGUGCUGGAGAGAUUACCACCAGAAUCACGUCCGACACCAAUCUUGUACAGGACGGUAUGUCUGAAAAGGUUGGACUGACACUUACUGCCAUUGCCACCUUCGUUACUGCUUUUGUUGUGUCGUUCAUCAAAGGCUGGAAACUCACGCUGAUCUUGAUGUCGACCGUUUUUGCUAUCGUUUUCACCAUGGGCGGCAUGGGCGGUUUUAUCGUCAAGUUCAACAAGGCAUCCCUGGCCUCCUAUGCUGAAGGUGGCACCGUAGCUGAAGAAGUCAUCAGCUCCGUCAGGAAUGCCAAAGCCUUCAGUACGGAAGCAAAGCUAACCAGGGCAUACGAUGCGCAUCUUGCCGUGGCCGAGAAGUGGGGCUUCAAGAUGAAGGCCGUCACCGGAUCUAUGAUUGGCUUCCUGAUGUGCUACGUUUAUCUGAACUACUCUCUGGCCUUCUGGAUGGGUUCUCGUUAUCUCGUCAGCGGAGAACUCGACGUCGGUGCUGUUCUGACCAUAAUUCUGAGUAUCAUGAUUGGAGCUUUCGCCCUCGGUAACGUAGCUCCCAACAUUCAGGCUUUCACGACCAGUGUUGCUGCGGCAGCCAAGAUCUUCGCUACUAUCGACCGUGCCUCACCUCUAGACCCUUCUUCUGAAACAGGCGAGACAUUAAAGAGCGUUGAAGGCCAUAUCGAAUUGCGCAAUAUUCGUCAUAUCUAUCCCUCUCGUCCAGAAGUCACUGUUAUGGAAGACGUCAGUCUUGUUGUUCCUGCUGGCAAGACAACUGCUCUGGUUGGUGAAUCAGGCUCGGGCAAGAGUACCAUCGUCGGUCUUGUCGAACGCUUCUACGACCCAGUAGGUGGUACUGUCUAUCUUGACGGCCAGGAUAUCUCCAGUCUCAAUUUGCGCUGGCUUCGUCGUCAGAUCUCUCUUGUCAGCCAAGAACCCACGCUCUUUGCUACUACCAUUUUUGGAAAUAUCCGCCAUGGACUUAUUGGAACUGCCUACGAACAUGAGUCAGAAGAGAAAGUUCGUGAGCUGGUCGAGAACGCUGCAAAAUUUGCCAAUGCACACGAUUUCAUCACUGGACUCCCCGAAGGCUAUGCAACUAACGUUGGUGAGCGUGGUUUCCUGCUCUCUGGAGGACAGAAGCAAAGAAUCGCUAUUGCUAGAGCCAUGGUCAGCGACCCCAAAAUUCUUCUUCUCGACGAGGCCACCUCGGCGCUGGAUACAAAGUCUGAGGGCGUCGUUCAAGCCGCUCUAGACAAAGCUGCUAUGGGCAGAACAACAAUUGUCAUUGCUCACAGACUCUCUACUAUCAAGGGUGCUGACAACAUUGUCGUAAUGUCCCGCGGUCGCAUUGUGGAACAGGGCACUCACGGUGUUUUGCUGGAGAAGAAAGGAGCUUAUUACAACUUGGUUGAAGCCCAGCGUAUCGCCGCCGAAAACGAACAUAAGGAUCAAGAAGAAAUUGCCAUCCUAGAUGAGAAGGACCAGAAUCUUACCCGCGAAGUCACUAAAGGCGGAGAGUCCGAGGAUGGCCUGAAGCUCGCUCGCACUCAGACUGGCAAGUCGCAAUCUAGUAUCGCCCUUGCGAACAAAAAAGCUGAGGUUGAACACCACUACUCUUUGUGGACUUUGAUCAAAGUCGUCGGGAGCUUCAACAGGAAAGAGUGGCUCUACAUGACUAUUGGAAUCAUUUGCUCCGUCAUCACGGGAGGUGGAAACCCGACACAAGCCGUAUUCUUCGCUAAAGCUGUCACUGCUCUGUCUGGAGACAGAGAUACAGCCGCAGGAAGGGCCACAAUCCGUUCACAGGCGAACUUUUGGUCGUGGAUGUACUUCAUGCUUGCGCUAGUUCAAUUCUCUGCUUUCCUCAUCCAGGGCUAUGUCUUCGCUAUUUGCUCAGAAAGACUCGUUCACCGAGCUCGUGAACAAGCUUUUAAGACUAUGCUUCGCCAGGACAUUGCCUUCUUCGACAAGGAAGAAAACACUGCUGGUGCUUUGACCUCAUUCCUGUCCACGGAGACCACUCAUUUGGCGGGUAUGUCUGGAGUGACUUUGGGCACGAUUCUUUCUGUCAUUGUUACCCUUGUGGCUGCGUUCACUGUGUCCCUGGCCGUCCAGUGGAAACUCAGUCUUGUUUGCAUCUCGACCGUCCCCAUAUUGCUUGCCUGCGGCUUCCUGCGCUUCUGGAUGCUUGCUCGUUUCCAGGCCAAAGCCAAGAAAGCGUAUGAGAAAUCCGCUAGUUACGCUUGCGAAGCAACCUCUGCUAUUCGUACAGUUGCAUCACUGACAAGGGAAGACGAUGUUCACCUUCACUAUCACGAUCAACUUGUGGAGCAAGAACGCAAGUCUUUGAUCUCCAUCUUGCGUUCUUCCAGUCUCUAUGCUGCCUCUCAGUCGCUUAUCUUCUGUUGUACAGCUCUCGGAUUCUGGUACGGAGGAACCUUGAUCUCUAAGGGCGAGAUUGGCCAGUUCCAAUUUUUCCUCUGUUUCAGUGCCGUAAUCUUCGGAGCUCAGUCUGCCGGUACUAUCUUCUCCUUCGCUCCCGACAUGGGCAAAGCCAAACAAGCUGCUUCGGAGCUCAAGGCACUAUUUGACCGUAAGCCCGAAAUUGACAGCUGGAGUGAGGACGGUGAAAAGCUUUCAAGCGUCGAGGGUCACAUCGAGUUCAGAGAUGUUCACUUCCGUUACCCUACUCGCCCCGAGCAACCUGUCCUCAGAGGUCUCAACUUGACUGUCAAGCCCGGUCAGUACGUGGCGCUGGUUGGUGCCAGUGGAUGCGGUAAAUCAACCACUAUCCAGCUUUUGGAGCGUUUCUACGACCCUCUGGCCGGUGGUGUCUACAUUGAUGGAAAGGAAGUUUCAAGUCUCAACGUCAACAACUACCGCUCAUGGAUCGCUCUUGUCUCGCAGGAGCCCACUCUUUACCAGGGCACCGUUAAGGAAAACAUUCUUCUUGGCGCCGACAGAGAAAACGUCCCACAGGAAGCCAUUGAACAAGCUUGUAAGGAUGCCAAUAUCUAUGACUUUAUCAUGUCAUUGCCGGACGCCUUCGACACCGUUGUAGGCAGUAAGGGUAGCAUGUUGUCAGGUGGUCAGAAGCAGCGUAUCGCCAUCGCAAGAGCAUUGUUGCGCGAUCCCAAGAUUCUACUUUUGGAUGAGGCUACCUCUGCUCUUGACAGUGAGUCCGAGAAGGUUGUGCAAGCUGCGCUCGACAAAGCUGCCAAGGGCCGUACCACAAUCGCCGUCGCACAUCGUCUAUCCACUAUUCAACGUGCGGAUAUGAUUUAUGUGUUUGAUGCUGGAAAGGUCGUUGAGGCUGGUACACAUACCGAGCUCAUUCACUUGAGAGGAAGAUACUUCGAAUUGGUUUCAUUGCAAUCCUUGGAAAAGGCAUAA
Aureobasidium melanogenum CBS 110374 is the source of this 4074-nucleotide messenger RNA. RefSeq names its product P-loop containing nucleoside triphosphate hydrolase protein. The record is from RefSeq and is a predicted model, not a curated record. Gene Ontology annotation, cellular component: membrane. Gene Ontology annotation, biological process: transmembrane transport. Lineage: Eukaryota; Fungi; Ascomycota; Dothideomycetes; Dothideales; Saccotheciaceae. Gene Ontology annotation, molecular function: ATP binding; ABC-type transporter activity; ATP hydrolysis activity. The coding region runs from base 1 to 4074 and encodes 1357 amino acids. The transcript is spliced from 2 exons.